This is a messenger RNA of Clunio marinus, 1992 nucleotides long. Lineage: Eukaryota; Metazoa; Arthropoda; Insecta; Diptera; Chironomidae. The record is from the annotation of a GenBank genome assembly.
AUGUCCUUUCUAAGUUGUUUCGCAAUUAUUUUGAUUAGCUUCAUACAUCACAUCGAUGGAAAGGUUUUGACUUGUGAUGAGUUUAUGGAAAUUCCAGAAAUUGAAGAAGGAGCUAUUUAUGCUGAGAAGUGCACGUUCUCGUUCGUGAGAUAUGAAGCCUUGGAUGAAGUUAACAUUUCACUUUUGACAGUACAUGAGCUUGAUUAUGAUAAUUAUGUGCAUGAAGUUGAAGCUUCGGGAUAUAUAAAAAGUGUAGAAUUUGUGAGUUCGAGAAUUCCCCAAUUACCAAAAGAACUUUUCGUGAGAUUUCGAAAUCUAAAAUCCUUAUCAAGUGAUGGUGUUAACUUAGUAACGUUGUCGAAAGAUGACUUUAAAUUUGCAGUGAAUAUUGAAGAGCUUUCAUUUAACUCAAAUUACAUAAAAAAUCUGGAGAAAUUGCUUUUUUCCGGAUGUAUAAAACUUUUAUCUCUUGACUUGUCGAUCAAUGUCAUUGAAACCAUCGACAAUACAGCAUUUGCUGGUUUAGAGUUUCUGAAGAAACUUUUGCUUUACGAUAAUAAAUUGAAGAGUUUAAGUGAUGACUUAUUUGAAGAUCUUAUCAUGUUGGAUGAAAUAAAUCUUAGCAGCAAUCAACUUUCAGUUAUUAAUGAAAGGCUUUUCAUGAGUUGCUAUAAAUUGAAUUAUAUUUAUCUGAAUGACAACAUGUUAAAAAGCAUCGCUGAGAAUGCUUUCAAUGAAAUCAAAGAAGUCAAAUAUCUUGAGUUGUCGAAUAAUUAUCUCGAAGCUUUGAAUCUCAAUCUAUCAGCGAGUGCACUUUAUUCCAAUCACAACAUUUUGAAAAGUGUGAAGUUGAAUAGUGUGGGAUAUUUACAGUUUUACAAUAAUUCAAUCAGUGAAGUUAAUUUUGUUGAUAAAGAGAAUAUCAUUAGCUUAAAUGUUUCGAAGAAUAAAUUAACUUCAGACACGUUAGCAGGUGUCACUGAGUUGAGUGGUCUGAGAUCUCUUGACUUGUCGUUCAAUAAUAUCGGCACUUUGAAUGUCAGUGCAUUACUCAAGUUACAAAAUCUUCAAAUACUUAAUCUUCAAUCGACAAACUUGGGAAAUAUCAGCUUCGGGUUCUUCACACAUCAAUCCGAAUUAGAUCAAUUGGAUUUGUCGUACAACAAUUUGAACAAUUUUGACUUGGCGAAACUUACUCCGCUGAAAGUUCUUACCGCGUUGUUUAUUGAAGGGAAUAACAUUACGAAAAUCGAUUAUGAAAACUUGAAGAAUCUUUUGCCAGCAUUAAAAACUUUCGGUUUUAGUGACAAUGCUUGGUCGUGCAAAUAUCUUUCAUCCUUAGUCUCUUACUUAGACAACAAUAAAAUUGAAAUUUUUAAACUUACAACGAAUAAAGAGAAAUCAAACGUCCAAGGAAUUGCAUGCUUGGAAAAUGACGAGCUGAGCGAUAAUAAAACUUUUGUGAUUCAACAUCAUGAUCUUCAGAACAAUGACACUGCAUUCAAAGCUUUAUCAGAGAGAUUUGAUGUAUUUGAAGACCAAAUCAAACGAAGACAUGAAAUCUUCGUAACAAAAGAAGAAUUAAUAAGACAAUUGGAUGUGAUUAAAAGUGCUUUGGCAGGUAUAAAUCGAGAUAUGAAUGAAAGGAUUUCUGCUCUUGUAAGAGAAAGCUUAGAUUUCGUGAACACAAGAAUUAAAAAAGGCAUCGAAACUAACAUUGAUGAGUUGAGAAUUCAAUUGACGUCCUUGACUAAAGAAAUCAAUUCAAUGAAAUAUUCUGCAACCACAGUUAAACCUCAACAACCACAAACAGCUGCUACUUACUCAUUUGAUGACAUCCUAAUGAAAGUUAUGCUUAUAAUAAUAUUCAUUGUAGUCAUUGCAUUUGCAACCAUUUAUAUCGUCAGAAUUUUCGUUAAGAGAAAUUCACAAAGAUUUGUUAUCCGACGACCACACUCAGAAACUGACACGAUUCAUGAGAACAUUUUCUAA